CGGUUAGUCGGUCUCGAUCCUUCGUACCGGUCACAGUUGUCAAAACGCUCCGCGCCGAAUCGUUUUAUUCCUGUGUGUAUUAACCUUAUUUAAAUUCUUCAGUGAAAACCACAGUGUGCUUGAACUACGCAAAAGUAUAAGUGUAUACUGUUUCUUUUUUAAGUGAAUUUUAUAUUCAAAGUGUGUAGGUAGCUGGGAUUUACACAUAGCGUCUUCAAUUUCAUUUGGAAUCAGAUGUCCACGUGGCAGGGAAAUUAACGUAGGCUGCAAUGUUGCUGUGGUCGCUAUGAACGAGAGCCGGUGCUACGCCGAUUCGCCCGUGCUCGCUGAACAUCAGCCAUUCAACCGGAAUGGGAAGGCAGUCAGGGGAUCGAAGAAGAGCGUGCUAUUUUAUACCACCGAUUACGGGGAUGAGAAAGAAGAUUUAGGACUGAAACUUCAACAACGAUCAGUUUCUUUGACUGCUUUGCACACCGGGGCUGGUUCUCAACCACAGUUACUGGAACCAAGAAUGGCGCAAUUAGAAACAUUAGAAGCGAAGAUGGCCAGUAUAGAAGUUUCUUUAUCUACAACGCCACGACGAAAAAAGGGUGGCAGCAUUUCCGGUGGAGUUACCUCGCCAGCUGGUCAUCGAAACAGAGAUCAUUAUAAGGAAUUAGAUGCACUUCGAGUUGCAUUGCGUGACAAGGAAAAUAUCAUCCAAACAUUAAAAGGGCAGCUAUGCAAUACUCUGAGUAACCGAUUAGCGUUACGCAAUGGUGCACCACCCUUGACAGAGGCUGACAGGAAGGCAACCGAGGAACGACUUCAAAGGUUACGACGUGACGCGGAUAAUAAACGAUUAGCAAUAAAAAACUUGAAACUUGCGCUGGAACGACUGAACAUUACUGAUAAUAUUGAUGUUCGAAUACAGCAAGCCGAGUUGGAAUACAGACUCGGACGAGAAGAACUCGAACUUUUGACCCUCCGCGAGGAGAGCAGAGCCCUUCAAGCUGCUCUAGAAUUGGCGGAGACUCAGGAGAAACAAAAGAAUGACACAAUAUUUAGUUGUAUUUCUGGUUCUACACAAGUUACCAUUCACGCUGUGGAAGUUAGCGCAGAUCCGAAAAGUCCUCGUUUUGGGGCUGGACCGAGGGAAGACACCCCAGGAUUGUACGUCGACUGGGCAGUCGAAGAUUCCGGUCUAUGCAAAGGAGACAGGAUCUUGGAGGUGAAUGGAAAGUUAGUGGUGGGAGCUGGAAGGAGCGACUUGGCGAGGCUGUUGGCCGUUGCACCCGACGCGGCACAAAUCGUGGUCCUUCGAAAAGGCGAAUCCCUCGCAGCGUUGCGGACACUGCGAUCAGAUAACCUCAGGUUGACUCACAGGAUCGGGUAUCUCGAGGAACAGGUUAGGGAUCUCCUGGCACCGAGUAGGGCCGAGGUACCCGCGGAUCCUCCGCCGACUCGCCAGGAACAAGUCCAGGUUUUUCAGAAAGGACCGCAAGUAACAGCACUGGUCGCGAAUCUACCAGGACUCAACGUAAGAAACUCGAUGGAGCUGCGGCAAUGUUUACCGACAGUAAGAAACAGACACAGUGAUCAUUCAAAGCGUACGAUGGACAAAAGUCCUAAGGAACUUGACUUCUCCUCGGACAGCAUCUCCAAUGGCUAUCAGAAAUCCAGGAAUAAACAGAAACACCAAGGAUUUCAGUUAACCAGAUCGACAGCGAGUUUAGAUUGCAAGCAAACGCAGAUUCAAUCGCAAUUGCGUAGAAAACCACCGAGGGUUGAAUCAGCUAUGGAACAAUUGUCGAAAAAUAGAAAAACCGGAUCUCAGUUACAGUCUUUGGAUUUUGAUUCUGAGCCCACUUAUUAUCGCUUGCAGGAUUCUCAAUCAAGAGCAUCAGAGAAUUCAGACGCAUCGAUGAUGUAUAAUUCUCAGGACACAAAAUCAAGACCAGCACCGCCGAAGAAACCGCUUCGACUGUCUCUCCAUCGUGCAGCAAGUCUGCAGUCGGUAGAAAGUGCACCACCAACUUCCGUCCACGAUGUGACCAAAAAACCAACGAAGAGAAAUCACAAAGGGGAUCCACCCGAGAAAAGUCCAAGAGCUGAUAAAAAUGGAGAAACAAAUGGUCAGACACAGGAUUCGCAGUCUAAUCCACCUCAGCCUCCGCCGAGAACACCUUCCAGGGCGGAAUCUUGUCAGAGUGCAUUACGCUGGCCCUCCCCUAAACCGAGACCACAUUUAGCAUCCGUCCCCAUGGAAAAAUGGUGUUAGUAUUUUCGCUGCCGUAUAAUUCCAGUCAGCGAUUGCGAAUGUGUUGACGUAAUCCUGAGGGAUAAACUGAGUGCUUGCAUAUUUAUAUUUUUACUAGUAUUAUAGCGUCGUUGAGCUGAAGCUGUUGAAGAUCUCCGUUAAGAUGGUAUGUUUGUAAAUAUAUAACACAAUAUUUUGAUACUUGGUAUUUAAAGAA
Osmia bicornis bicornis is the source of this 2456-nucleotide messenger RNA. RefSeq lists its product as uncharacterized. The record is from RefSeq and is a predicted model, not a curated record. The transcript has 11 exons. Lineage: Eukaryota; Metazoa; Arthropoda; Insecta; Hymenoptera; Megachilidae. Gene Ontology annotation, molecular function: protein binding. Bases 287 to 2260 code for a protein of 657 amino acids.